Messenger RNA from Aethalodelphis obliquidens (Pacific white-sided dolphin), 993 nucleotides. RefSeq names its product voltage-dependent anion-selective channel protein 3-like. The record is from RefSeq and is a predicted model, not a curated record. Gene Ontology annotation, molecular function: voltage-gated monoatomic anion channel activity. Gene Ontology annotation, cellular component: mitochondrial outer membrane. NCBI's taxonomy places the organism in Eukaryota, Metazoa, Chordata, Mammalia, Artiodactyla, Delphinidae. The transcript has 4 exons. Gene Ontology annotation, biological process: monoatomic anion transmembrane transport.
AUGGGCACCACAGAGGGCCGUCGAGAAGUGAAAAGGGAUGUGGUGGCCACUGAAGUGGCCCAGACAUCCCUCAAAGGGACAAACGACAAACUCUGCUUGACCAGUGUGAAGAGUGAGCGCUCCAGCAGCAAACGCAAUACAUGGUACAGAGAUGAUGCCCAACAGCCGUCUUACUGUGACCUAGGAAAGUCUGCCGAGGAUGUCUUCAGCAAAGGAUAUGGGUUUAGCAUGGUCAAAAUAGAUCUAUGUAGUGGAGUGGAAUUUUCUACUUCUGGUCAUGCUUACACUGUUACAGGGAAAGCAUUAGGCAACCUAGAAGCCAAAUACGAGAUUUGUAACUAUGGGCUGACCUUCACCCCAAAGUAGAACACAGACAGUACUUUUGGGACAGAAAUCUCUUUGGAGAAUAAAUUGACUCAAGGGUUGAAACUGACUCUCGAUACCAUAUUUGUCCCGAACACAGGAAAGAAGAGUGGGAAAUUGAAGGCCUCCUAUAAACAGGAUUGUCUCAGUCCUGGCAAUAAUGUUGAUAUAGAUUUUUCUGGACAAACCAUCUAUGGCUGGGCUGUGUUGGCCUUUGAAGGUUGGCUUGCUGGCUAUCAGAUGAGUUUAGACACAGCCAAAUCGAAACUGUCACAGAAUAAUUUCACCCUGGGUUACAGGGCCGCAGACUACCAGCUGCAUACUCACAUGAACGAUGGCAUUGAAUUUGGAGGGUGGAUAUACCAGAAGGUGAACAAGAAGAUUGAAACAUCAAUAAACCUCGCGUGGACGGCAGGCAGGAACAACACACGUUUCGGCAUCGCUGCUAAGUACAAGCCGGAUUGUAGAACUUCUCUAUCUGCUAAAGUAAAUAAUGCCAGCCUGAUUGGACUGGGUUGUACUCAGGCCCUUCAACCAGGAGUGAAACUGACCCUGUCAGCUCUCAUCCAUGGAAAGAACUUCAGUGCAGGAGGACACAAGGUCGGGCUGGGAUUUGAACUAGAAGCUUAA